Enhydra lutris kenyoni (northern sea otter) is the source of this 2535-nucleotide messenger RNA. RefSeq names its product solute carrier family 16 member 12. The record is from RefSeq and is a predicted model, not a curated record. NCBI's taxonomy places the organism in Eukaryota, Metazoa, Chordata, Mammalia, Carnivora, Mustelidae. Gene Ontology annotation, biological process: transmembrane transport; monocarboxylic acid transport. The transcript has 7 exons. Gene Ontology annotation, molecular function: monocarboxylic acid transmembrane transporter activity. The coding region runs from base 242 to 1702 and encodes 486 amino acids.
GAAGUUCAAGAUCAAGGUGCUGGCAGAAUUGGUAGUGGGUGAGAACCCAUCUCCUUGCUCCUAGAGAGCCUUCUUUAUGCCCUGUCCUCAUGUGGCACAAGAUGGCCAGUAACCUAUGUGCCAGGUAGCAUUCCAUGCUAAUCUUGAAUGCCAAUAGGAAGUCACUGGACAGCAAAACUCUUCCAGGAUUGUAACUGGGCUAUAAGAGUAACCCAAAAAAGAAGAAAAAAGAAUCGCAGACAUGGCCAAAGGAACUAGAGUUCGGUCUACCUCUCCUCCAGAUGGAGGCUGGGGCUGGAUGAUCGUGGCUGGCUGUUUCCUUGUUACCAUCUGCACCCGGGCGGUCACCAGAUGUAUUUCCAUUUUUUUUGUGGAGUUCCAGACAUACUUCACUCAGGAUUACGCCCAAACGGCUUGGAUCCAUUCCAUUAUAGAUUGCGUGACCAUGCUCUGUGCGCCACUUGGGAGUGUUGUCAGUAACCACUUAUCCUGCCAAGUGGGAAUCAUGCUGGGUGGCUUGCUGGCCUCUACUGGUCUCAUCCUGGGCUCAUUCGCCACCAAUCUGAAGCAUCUCUACCUCACUCUGGGAGUUCUUACAGGUCUUGGAUUUGCACUCUGUUACUCUCCAGCAAUUGCCAUGGUCGGCAAGUAUUUCAGCAGACGGAAAGCCCUGGCUUACGGGAUCGCCAUGUCCGGAAGCGGCAUCGGCACCUUCGUUCUGGCCCCCGUGGUUCAGCUCCUUAUUGAACAGUUUUCCUGGCGGGGAGCGCUACUCAUCCUCGGGGGCUUUGUUCUAAAUCUCUGUGUUUGUGGUGCCUUGAUGCGGCCCAUUACCCUGAAAGAGGACCAGACGACUCCAGAGCGGAACCCCAUCAGUAGAACUCAGAAACAAGACUUCAAGCGAGUGGCUCCCUGUUCCACUUUGACUAAAAAAUGUGUGCAGACCUGCCUCUGUUGCUCUUUGCAGCAGGAAUACAGUUUUUUACUGAUGUCAGACUUUGUCGUGUUAGCCAUCUCUGUUCUCUUUAUGGCUUAUGGCUGCAGUCCUCUCUUUGUGUACUUGGUACCUUACGCUGUGAGUGUUGGAGUGAGUCACCAGCAAGCUGCUUUCCUUAUGUCCAUACUUGGGGUGAUUGACAUUGUUGGCAAUAUCACAUUUGGAUGGCUAACUGACAGAAGGUGCCUGAAGAAUUACCGGUAUGUCUGCUACCUCUUUGCCGUGGGACUAGAUGGGCUCUGCUAUCUCUGCCUCCCAAUGCUUCAGAGCUUUCCCCUGCUCGUGCCUUUCUCUUGUACCUUUGGCUACUUUGAUGGUGCCUACGUGACUCUGAUCCCUGUAGUGACUGCAGAAAUAGUGGGGACCACUUCUUUGUCCUCAGCGCUCGGUGUGGUGUACUUCCUUCAUGCAGUGCCGUACCUGGUGAGCCCGCCCAUUGCAGGGUGGCUUGUCGAUACGACUGGCAGCUACACAGCGGCAUUUCUUCUUUGUGGAUUUUCAAUGAUAUUCAGUUCUGUGUUGCUUGGCUUUGCUAGACUCGUAAAGAAGAGGAAAAAAACCCAGCUGCGGUUCCUUGCCAAAGAAUCGGAUCCCAAGCUGCAGCUAUGGACCAAUGGAUCAGUGGCUUAUUCUGUAGCAAGAGAGUUAGAUCACAAAGACGAUCAGUGUGUGGCUCUGACAGUGCCUGGUUACAACCCCACAUGACCCAUGGCCUUGAGCCUGGGAAUCUUCAGGGCUGAGAGAGGUGGGACCACUGGACUGCACAUGUCUCGGAAGCAUUUAAUUUUGCAGAGAUGUUGCCUUCCGAGGAAAUUACCGUUAUUAUUUUAUUAACGUGUUUAUAGGGGAGAAUACCAAAUAACAAAGCAAGUUGGACUGGCUCAGAGUUUCCUCAUUUGCGAUUUGUACUCACAAUCGAACUUUUACCUUUCAGGCAAUGAGCAUUACUCUAUGCAGUAUGUUAGGACGGAGCUGCUAUAAUUCGCUGUAAUUGGGGGUAAUUUCGAAGUAUGACCAAAGCAGAUGACAUUGGGAAGCUUUGUUGCCAACUCUCUGCCUCUCUGUCUUACUCCCUCAGUUAGAAUGGAAACGGAAACAAUGGCAUGUUAGAUUUGCUUACUUGAUGCUUUCUUGGAGAAAGGGGUCUGUAUUAAUCACUGCCUUUUGCAGAAUCUAAAGCAUUCAACAACUCCGUGUAAAGCCCUAGUGAGAAACUCUACUAGAGAAAGGGUUGACAUCUUCACCUCCCACCUCCACGGAAGGCUUCCUAAGGCUGAGCCCCUCCCCUCUGAUUAGGCACCCACGUCUAUUAAUAUAACACUGAAUUUAACAGAAUACAGCAAGUCACAAGGGUGAUUUCUAAAUCUUACCUGAAAUGUUAACACCAACACUUCUCUCCCCCCUUUUUUUCUUUAGAAACAAAGCUUUUAUUUGAAUCGUACAGACAGUCCUGCCAGGAACUAAAAGUGUUGGCAGAAUUCCAGCUGGGCAGGAAUUGAAUUCUUGAAUCAGCAGGUCUCUGAUGGGAGUUUUCUUUU